AUGGUUGCUAUUAGGGAAACCAGGGUCGAACUCAACGCAUGCCAUCCGGUAGAGGAUCGUGAAGACGACCCCACCCCCGAGGAGCAGAGCUACCUAAGCUCUCUAACCUCUAGCGUUCUCAACUACAAAUAUGAGGUUGGAAUGCCUGGAAUAUGGAAACUAAAUGGCCGGCGGUACCAUGCAUUCCGUGAAGGAAUAUACACUCUCCCCAACGAUAAGGAGGAGCAAGAUCGGAUGGACCUUGUUCACCAUAUCUACCUCUUGCUUCUGGAGGGUGCACUCCACAUUGCUCCAAUUUCAAACCCAAGGAGGGUAUUAGAUCUGGGGACCGGAACAGGCCUAUGGGCAAAUGACUUUGCAGAGGUUCCACCCAACGUGACAUUUGAAAUUGACGACUACGAAACAGAAUGGUCUUACUCAUGUGGCUUUGACUUUAUACACACCCGUGAGCUGAUGGGAUUCAUUGGCGACCACGACCACUUCUUCGCCCAAGCAUUCGAAAAUCUAAACCCUGGUGGCUGGCUCGAAAUGCAAACGAUAGACCCAACUAUCUGCUCCGUUGACGGAGGAAUGGAGAGAGCAGGGAUUCUACCUGGCUACGUUGCAAACCUGCAUAAAGCCAGUGCCUUGUUUGGGAAGUCUAUGACCGAAGCCGGAUCCUGGCCCGCUCGGAUGGUCAGGGCUGGCUUUCGGAGUGUCCAGGUUCAAAUUUUGACACUACCAAUCGGCACUUGGCCAAAGGACGAUGAAAUGAAAGAAGUUGGUAAGUUCCAACAAGUGCAGGCGUUGCAGGCAGUUGACUCCUACACGCCUGCCCUCUAUACUCGUGUUUUGAAUUGGUCUUGGGAAGAGGUCGACACUCUUUGUACUCAAGUUCGGGCGGAACUUCAAGAUCGUUCCUUGCAUCUUUACCAAAGAGUGCAUGUUGUUAUAGGGAAGAAACCCUGA
This is a messenger RNA of Microsporum canis CBS 113480, 948 nucleotides long. RefSeq lists its product as hypothetical. NCBI's taxonomy places the organism in Eukaryota, Fungi, Ascomycota, Eurotiomycetes, Onygenales, Arthrodermataceae. Bases 1 to 948 code for a protein of 315 amino acids. The record is from RefSeq and is a predicted model, not a curated record. The transcript is spliced from 9 exons.